Molecule: messenger RNA, 3082 nt
Organism: Limanda limanda (common dab)
Lineage: Eukaryota; Metazoa; Chordata; Actinopteri; Pleuronectiformes; Pleuronectidae
Product: polycomb protein SCMH1
Exons: 16
Coding region: 141-2318 (725 amino acids)
Biological process (GO): regulation of DNA-templated transcription
Cellular component (GO): nucleus
Molecular function (GO): protein binding
Source: RefSeq, a predicted model, not a curated record
CCAACCCCACAAAAAAGGCGCACUUCUAUAGAAAGCAGAGAAAUCAGCCGGAGAGGAAGAAGAGAAGCUGCGAAACGGCGAUGAAGGUUUAAGAGCGGAGGCCACUGUUGCAUCGUGAGCUUGGUCAGUAUUGCUGGAGCAUGAGGAAACCCGUACCACAGAAAGCUAUAGAGUGGAAAGAUGCCAGAAGGAUCAAGCAUGCCCGGAGCGGACGGCCCUCCCGGGUGCCUUCACAGUACCAAGGACAUUUCAGCUGGGAGAAAUACUUGAAAGAGACCGGCGCUGCUGCUGCACCUGCUUCAUGCUUCAAACAGAGUCCCACGCCUCCGGUUAACGAGUUCAAGGCCGGGAUGAAGCUGGAGGCCCAGGACCCGCGGAACACCACGUCCACCUGCAUCGCCACAGUGGUGGGCCUGACGGGCUCGCGGCUGCGGCUGCGAUUGGACGGCUCCGACAACAAGAACGACUUCUGGCGCUUGGUGGACUCCUCAGAGAUCCAGCCUAUUGGCAGCUGUGAGAAGAGUGGAGGCAUGCUGCAGCCGCCACUCGGUUUCCGGCUCAACGCUUCCUCCUGGCCCAUGUUCCUACUGAAAACACUAAAUGGAGCUGAGAUGGCACCGUCUCGCAUUUUUCACAAGCAGGAGCCUCCCGCACCGGAGCAGAACUCCUUUCAGAUGGGCAUGAAGCUGGAGGCGGUGGACCGGAAGAAUCCCCACUUUAUCUGUCCAGCCACAGUGGGUGCGCUGCGUGGUGUUGAGGUGCAGGUCACCUUCGAUGGCUGGCGGGGGGCCUUUGACUACUACUGCCGCUACGACUCACGCGACAUCUUCCCCGUUGGCUGGUGCUCACUCACCGGAGACAACCUCCAGCCGCCUGGUACCAAAGUAGUGUUGCCUAAGAGUCUUGGGGCGUUAGCAGAUGGGGGUGUAGAGACUCCAGCCAUGCACCCCACCCCAACACUGGGCAGACCUCCGGGUCAGAGAGGACGGAAGCCAGGCCGGAGGAAAACCAAGGUCACAGUUCCCUGGGGUCAGAAGGCUUCAGCGUUGGGACCACAGAGCAUCCAACCGAGCAAAGACCUUGAGCCCAUCAAGGUCCCCAAAAAACGAGGGCCCAAGCCUGGCAACAAGCUGAACUGGGCAAAGAGAGCUGGCUGGCUGGAGGAUGCCAUGGCUGGCCCGGGCCGGCCGGCGACAGUCCCCGGGCGAACCAGGGGCCGACUGCCGGCCAACUGGACACAGACGUUAGCGCUGCAGCAGGCCCAGACUCAGGCACAACCCAUCAAGAUCCCAAAGAAACGAGGGCCCAAGCCUGGCAGCAAGAGAAAACCGCGCGUGGUCCCUAAUCCAGUCCCCACGUCUCCCACCAGCAGCACCCCAGAGCCCGACACCAGCACUGUGCCUCUGGACAAUGCCACCAUCCCCAACUCUGCACUACAGGCUCCCACAGUUUGUGUUUACCUAAACAAGUACGGCAAAGUUGGACUCCAUUUGGACCAGCGGCGUAUCCAGCAGCUCCCGGACCAUUUUGGGCCCGGCCGAGCGUCCUCGGUGCUCCAGCAGUGUGUCCAGGCUUGUGUGGACUCCGCUCACGACCAGAGCACCGUCUUCUCUUGCCUUAAAUCUGGCCAAGGUGGUGAAGUCAUUUCUGCGUACUUUGACGAGCAGCAGCACACCCUGACCCUGCCCACAGUCAGCAGCGUCACCUACGUCCUCCGCUUCCUGGAGAAGCUUUGCCACAACCUUCACUGCGAUGCGCUGUUUGGCAGCCAGCCUGUUGCCAGAGGAGCCCUGCACUACAACAGUCUCACGUACACGACAGAGCGGAGGAGUUUUGGUGACAGCCUGACGACGGGCCCCGGCAACAAGAGGUUCCUCCAGAACUACAACAGUCCGUUACCACAGAAACUGGCCAAAAUCUCCCGACACUCCACCGAUGGUGAGUCCUUCAUGGAGAACAGCGUGGCCACAUCCGAGCACUUAAAGAAAAGCCCCCUCUCUCCAAACUCCACGGCUCUGUCACCGGGUCUCAGGUCUCCCACCAAGCUGCUGCAUCACAACAGCUUCACAGGCAGUUUACGGGAGAGCCCGAGACCCAGCGGUCAGGACCCCAACCUGUGGACGGUGGAGGACGUCAUGAAGUACAUCAGAGAAAUCGACCCCGUGCUGGCACCACACGCCGACCUUUUUAGAAAACAUGAGAUUGACGGCAAAGCACUCCUGUUGCUGCGUAGCGACAUGAUGAUGAAAUACAUGGGCUUGAAGCUCGGCCCCGCCCUCAAACUCACCUUCCACAUCGACAAGCUCAAGCGGCAGUGAGGGGUCAGCGACCCGCAGCAGCCUUCCAAAGGACUACGCUCCAACCCCACCUCCCCGAUCUAGGAUCAGUAUAUUAUGCACUACACAUUGGACACAUACUGACCACUUACAUGUAGCAACGUCCAUCAGACCACCACAUCUGGUAUUACACACCCCUCUCCUGACCUAUUCCAAUGAGGAAUGUUUUAUUUUGUGUAGCACAAUCCAGCCCUAAGGCAGCAUGGGAUACGUAGGAUCACCCACUUGUCCAUCAUCUGUUUUGCAUUUCAGUAUAACUUGAAGAGUCAAAGUGGCCAUUUUAACUGUAAAAGGCUUUUUUUUCUGGGCCUGCUUUUAUUUUGUUACAUGUAUUCUGUACAUAGGUCAUAUUUUGUAUUUCAUGAAUAUAUGGAUGUAUUUUUGCCUCGUUGUGUUUGAUAUGCUCAAAGAAAGAAAAAACCCUAAAGGAAGAAAAUAAUUAACUUCAUUCAUCCCAGUGGUUGGGAACGCUUCUGAUUAAUGUCUCAGUUUGAGGCACAACUUUGCAACUACAUCAAUAUUAAUUAUAGGGAGAAAAAAAUGGUUUUAUGAAAAGAAACUUUUAUUCUUAAAAAUACUGCCAUGAGGAAAGCUGUUUCUUUUGUCUAAUUCUGGAUGUUGUUUACAAUGCCUUGUCUCGUCUUUGUUAUUUGUACUUUUUUAAUUUUUUAUACUAUAUUAUUAGAGUUCCUACGUGGAGAACCCUAUCAUAAUUAACAUUGUUCAAUAAAUAUAUAAUAAUUCAA